Molecule: messenger RNA, 3696 nt
Organism: Aureobasidium namibiae CBS 147.97
Lineage: Eukaryota; Fungi; Ascomycota; Dothideomycetes; Dothideales; Saccotheciaceae
Exons: 4
Coding region: 1-3696 (1231 amino acids)
Biological process (GO): protein export from nucleus; RNA export from nucleus
Cellular component (GO): cytoplasm; RNA nuclear export complex; nucleus
Molecular function (GO): nuclear export signal receptor activity; RNA binding
Source: RefSeq, a predicted model, not a curated record
AUGACAUCUCAGAUUGAUGGAGACAGACUAUCGCAAAUAACACAAGCUCUCGAAGCGACCUACGACGCGCGAUCGACCAACGACACACGACGAGCAGCCCUUGAGUUCCUCGAUGGCGCCAAGAAGCAACCAGACGCGCCGCAACACGGCUACUCGUUAGCUAGCGACGAAUCGCGACAAGCUGCCAUCCGUCACUUUGGUCUGGCCCUGCUCGAGUUCGCUCUCCGCUACAGGUGGGAAGAAUAUGGCCAGAACGAGGCCGAAACUCUGCGUGGCUGGAUCCUCAACCUCGCCCAGAACGUAUCCGAAUCCGAUCCUCAGUAUUACCGCAACAAAGUAGCCUCGCUGUGGGUCGAGGUUGCCAAAAGAUGCUGGGGUGCAGAGUGGUUGGACAUGGAUGCUCUCCUAGUAGCCCUAUGGGAGACAUCAGAUGACAGCAAGCAGCUGGUAUACAGGCAGAUGGUGCUCUACAUACUGGAGUGUCUAUCCGAGGACAUCUGCAACAGGGAAGACCCGGUCGCUGGUCUCCGUCAAGAUGUGCUUGGUCAGUGCUUGAACGAGAUUGUCAUACCCAGCCAGUUGUAUAAAGACCACCUCGAAUCGCGUGGCAGCUCGCAAAACGUGCGCCAUACCCAAGACGGGUGGCUUUCUCGCAUGUGCGCCUUUCUCUUCCAGUGCUCUACCAUCAUCUCCCAAGGCGAUCAAAGAGUCGUCGUCUCUGCUAUAAAGACUCUCGAAGCUUUGAGACCUACAGUGACAUGGCUCAGCUUGAGAGCUUUGACAGAGACAGAGUGUGCCCAGUCUCUGUACAAGAUGCUCGCCGCUGGCGAUACUGCUGUGCAGACGGCCACUAUCGACGCUCUGCAGGCCAUCCUGAGCCGCCCUUACAACCCCCACUUCCAUGAAUCCUGGUCCCAAAUCAUGCUUUCUAUACUGCAACCGGAUCACAUCGAGUUGCUCAAAAACAUCCAUCUAAGCUGCAACACCUCAGCUGACGACAUUGACGAGCCCAAGUAUACCUUGCAGAAGAAGCUAUCAGAGGUCUUGUCAAUUCUGGGAGACGCUGCUGCUUCCAACCCCGAAAUCUUGGCUACGCCCGAGAUUUGCGCUGCCUUGGUUGAUGUGAUGAUGAUUGCAUUCCAGCAUGAUAGUCUUCUUGUCUCCAUUCCCGUCCUGCACAGCUUCACAAAACUCUUGGUCGCAAAGAGUCCGUCCAUCUCAAGUACUAUGGGCCAGAGAGUAGCCGUACUCCUCGGCACUUGCAGCCAACGCCUCAUCAAGUACGAGUCACUUUCACACGAAGAGUUACCGGUGAUUCUCUACCUGAAUGAGGACUUCGAAAACCCUCCUGAGUUGCAUUCGUUCCUUGGCAAUUACCGAAGAUACUGUAUCACCGUGAUCGAGAACAUCGCUUACUACAUGCCACAAGAAGCUGUCGGCCACAUACUAGAUCAGACGGUGCAGAUGGUCAACUCAAUUUGCCAAGAGUUCAGACCACCUUUCCCAUCUACAGGUCCCGCAAAGACGCCGAUUCCUGUGCUGCAAUUGGAGUCACAAGCAUCUGUCCUCAGAAGCACGAUGAAUGGCUUCAUUCAGUGGUACAGCAAAGCUUCGCGACCAGAAUCAAAGUCCGAUCAGCACACUACCAACAACGUCUAUGGAGUGACGCUUACCAAUCUGCGCGACUUUUGUUACAAACUGAUGACCAUGAAACCACAACAUCCUGAGAUAGCUCGUCUCACGACCCACAUCGCGGUCAAUGUUUUGGUAAAGACGUUGCAAGGACAGCCCGAGUUGGUCGUGAAGAUUCUUGACUACUGUCUGAGUCUACAGUACCCAGACGAUCCGUCCAACAAAGACUACUCGGCUGCUGUUAAGAACUUCCAAGGAGCACGUCUGGGUGAGAUGCAACGGAUUGCCAUGUCCUUCCCAGAUUAUCUUCUUGACGUCUACUCCGACCUGGAGGCCAGAGUCAACAACAUGAUGUCUGCCGAAGAUGCCGAUGAGCGCACAAAGUGGGGUCUCCAAGCAUUCUUGUUCAUCAUCGUGCACAGAGCAUCUGCAGUUGACUCACAAGCACGACUCACUCGUCUUCAACAGAUCAUCCAGCCGGUCGUCGACAUCUGGCAAGACCCCCAGUUGACUGAAGCAUUGUCGACCUUUUCCGGGUUCUGCAACGUCGUCGGUCUAGAAGGCUUGCCAGAGUACCUCUCAACGCAAAGAUAUGCUUCCGUCCAGGACUGGCCCAGUCAGCCUCUGGACCAGGAAGGCAAGGCACGUCAAACAGAUGUUCAGAUGAAAGUCAUGCGUUUGCCCCUCAACGCCACUAAAAAUCUCCUCUCGGCCACUACUGAAAAGCUGAAAGAGUCAUCACGCGAGUACCAGAUCGGUGCCCAGGUUUGGGGUCCGGCAAUGCAAGCUAUGCUGUCCAAUGUGCUGCAGAUGACCAGACACGCCACAUCCUUCCCCAACAGUAGCAACUGGUCAAACUUCCCUCCUGAACUGCAAAUGGUGAUGCAGAAGAUGCUCGUCGACAGAUUUUGGCAAGCAGGUAUCUCGAACGAGAGCAGAGAUGAGUUUUACGCCCGAAUCGCUGAGAGUGGUGACACUUAUGAAGGCUUCGCCUCUGCUAUCCGUGGUAUCCCUCGACAGAUCCGUGAUUGGUGCUAUCACAUCGUCUAUGGCAUGACGAGGUUCGAGGAAGAGUUCUUUGGGCUCAAGGAGUUGCCUGGGCCAAUGGCUGAGGCAUUGCUCACAGAUGCCUCGUCUUUGUCUACGCAUCACUUGCAGAGACUGAUCGCAUUAGUGGAAAGACUUGUGCAGAGAUGUCCAGCCCACCACAGAAGACAUUUCAUGCCACCGAUACUAUCACUCUUCUUUUCCCAGACGGACAAGAAGAUCAGUGCAGAGUGGGAAGUCAUCGAGAGGUCGAGUACACAAUCUGUCGAGGGUGAGGAUCAACUAAACGACGAAAUGAAGGCUGAGAGCGUGUUACGAGCAACAACCUACGCAGUCGUCAACUUCGCCUCUACCAUCCUCGAUCAACGACCAGCAGAUGUCACACCCUCCACCCAACCGCAACAACCCUCCCAACUCACCAUGCGCACCCUCGUCCUCUCCGAAGCUUCCAUCCUGGAACCUCUAAUCCUCUUCUGCACCCACGCCCUCCGCAUGCGCGACUCCCGCUGCUGCACCCUCAUCUGCCGCAUCCUACGCUCCAUCCUCCCCACCUUCACUACCUCAGACGCACCAGCACCCCAAGUCCGCAACUUCAUAAACACACAAGUGCUCAAAGCUUGCAUCACCUCGCUCAAUGAUCCUUACUUUGUAGACGUCCAACGCGACCUCGCAAAUUUGAUUGCGAAUAUUCUGGCUACGUACUCGCCGUUGGAGAACACGGCUAGAGAUGUGUUGCUCGAGUUGCCCGACAUGAGUGCCGCCAAGGUUGAUACGGCGAUUGAACGCAUCGUGGGGACUGCUAGUGAGCGUACGCAAAGAGUCUUGGUGUUAGAGUUGUUGGAAGGUGUUAGAGGUGUCUCUAUACAUGAGGCGGGAAAGAUUGAUAGGAGGGACCACAAGGCCAAGAGGAGUGCGAUGCAGCAGCAGUAUAUGGAGGUUGAGCAGAAACCUGCUGGUGGAAAGAAGGAGCAGAGCCCCAAGUUGGAGGGUAUGGCCGAGAUGUUUGGAGGAGAUUAG